CGGAUGUGAGCGGCAGUGUUUCCGGUGUUGUUGUGUGAACUAGCAGCAGGCUCGUGUCUCCGGUCCGUGUCUGGUGUCUGUCUGUCGGUGAUGGCGGUGUGUGCGGGACCGUGCGGGUCCCUGCUGGUCGUCUUGUCCCUGCUGGUCUUUGCUGUCCCCCCCCUGACGGCCUGGGACGCGGACCUGGAGCUGCUGGACCUGGUGGAGGAGAUCCCGCAGAACUUCUAUCAGUUCCUGUCUGUGGAGCAGGAUGCAUCCUCAGCAGAGAUAAAGAAGGCGUAUCGUCGUCUGUCUCUGUCUCUUCAUCCCGACAAGAACAAAGACGAAAACGCUGAAACUCAGUUCAGACAGCUGGUGUCCAUUUAUGAAGUCCUGAAGGACGAGGAGAGACGACGCAGCUAUGAUGACAUCCUGGUGAAUGGACUUCCUGAUUGGCGGCAGCCGGUCUUCUACUACAGACGAGUGAGGAAAAUGAGUAAUGCUGAGCUAGCCUUCCUCCUCUUCCUCAUCCUCACUGUGGGACACUACGCUGUCAUCUGGUCCAUCUACCUGGAGAAACAGCUGGAUGAGCUGCUGAGUAAGAAGAAGAAAGAGAAGAAGAAGAAGCUGAGCUCCAGACCUGCAGAGGAGCUCAGGUGUAUCGGCCAGGACCGCACCGACAGAGCUGAUGACCGGCCGCACUGGCAGGACAUCCUCCCUCUGAAGCUGAGCAUCUGGCUUUACCUGUCCAUCAAGAACCUGCCGCAAACUGUCCAGGAGGUGAAGCAGUACUAUGAAGACUACCAGCAGAUGAAGCAGCAGCAGAGGGAAGAAGCUGAAGCUGAACAGGAAGUUGUGACCAGAGAGAAGAGGCCGAAGGUCAAGAAGCCAAAGGUGGAGUUUCCUGUUUACAAGCUGUCAUCAGAGAACCUGACCUGUCAGAGUUACGAUCAGACCACGUCCAUCGAGGAGAUCGAAAAUCAAAUGGACGACUGGCUGCAGGACCGCAGAGCUGCAAAGAAGAAGACUGCAGACUGGACGGAGGACGAGCUCAGCCUCCUCAGCAGAUUAAUGGUUAAAUUUCCUGGAGGAACUCCGGGUCGCUGGGAGAAGAUCGCUCAUGAGCUGGGAAGAUCAGUGACAGAUGUGACGACCAAAGUCAAACAAGUGAAAGACAACGUGAGCCACACAUCAGGUACGUUUUACUAGGGCUGCUCGAUUAAUCGAAUUUUAAUCUAGAUUACGAUUUGGGCUUUGAAUGAUUAUGAAAACAAA
Molecule: messenger RNA, 1254 nt
Organism: Epinephelus moara (kelp grouper)
Lineage: Eukaryota; Metazoa; Chordata; Actinopteri; Perciformes; Serranidae
Product: dnaJ homolog subfamily C member 1-like
Exons: 10
Coding region: 91-1188 (365 amino acids)
Cellular component (GO): endomembrane system
Source: RefSeq, a predicted model, not a curated record